AUUCAUUUCGCCGGUUAACAUGAGAGAUCAUGGCCGCCUUCGGGCUUCUCAGCUAUGAGCAGAGGCCGCUGAAACGCCCCCGGCUCGGGCCGCCCGACGUCUACCCGCAGGACCCCAAGCAGAAGGAGGAUGAACUCACUGCAGUAAAUGUAAAGCAAGGCUUCAACAAUCAACCAGCCUUUACGGGAGAUGAACACGGCUCAGCCAGAAAUAUUGUAAUUAACCCAUCAAAGAUCGGAGCUUAUUUCAGCAGCAUUUUAGCUGAGAAACUAAAACUCAACACUUUCCAGGACACUGGGAAGAAGAAACCGCAAGUUAAUGCGAAAGAUAAUUACUGGCUGGUUACUGCUCGAUCCCAGAGUGCAAUCCAUAGCUGGUUCUCUGACUUAGCAGGGAAUAAACCACUUGCUAUUUUGGCAAAAAAGGAGCUGCCUCUGGCCAAAUCAGGUGUUCCUCAGGUUCCCAUCCUUAGUAAAAAGGAAGAUGUUUUUGCAUAUUUAGCUAAAUACUCAGUGCCAAUGGUUCGAGCAACGUGGCUGAUCAAGAUGACUUGUGCCUAUUAUUCUGCUAUUUCUGAAGCUAAAAUUAAGAAACGUCAGGCUACUGAUCCCAAUUUGGAGUGGACACAGAUAUCUACCAGAUAUCUUCGAGAGCAGUUGGCCAAGAUUUCUGACUUUUACCACGUGGCUUCCAGCGCGGGCGAGGGCCCUGUCCCUGUGCCGCCGGAUGUGGAGCAGGCCAUGAAGCAGUGGGAGUAUAACGAAAAGCUGGCCUUUCACCUGUUCCAGGAAGGAAUGCUAGAAAAACACGAAUAUUUGACAUGGAUCUUGGAUGUUUUAGAGAAGAUCAGACCGAUGGAUGAUGAUCUUCUUAAACUCUUGUUACCACUAAUGCUGCAGUAUUCAGAUGAGUUUGUCCAGUCGGCCUACCUGUCUCGUCGUCUCGCCUACUUCUGUGCCCGGCGCCUUGCCUUGCUGCUGAGCGAUAGCCCCAGCCUUGCUGCCCACUCGCCCCACAUGAUGAUCGGACCGAGCAGCUCGAGCAUCGGGGCCCCCAGCCCCGGCGCCCCCGGCCCUGGCAUGAGCCCCGUGCAGCUGGCCUUCUCGGACUUUCUCUCCUGCGCGCAGCACGGCCCCCUGGUGUACGGACUUAGUUGUAUGUUGCAGACUGUCACUCUCUGUUGCCCAAGUGCCUUGGUGUGGAAUUACUCCACAAACGACAGUAAGAGCGCCAACCCGGGCUCGCCCCUGGAUCUGCUGCAGGUGGCGCCCUCCAGCCUCCCCAUGCCGGGCGGGAACACGGCCUUCAAUCAGCAGGUUCGGGCAAGGAUUUAUGAGGUCGAACAGCAGAUAAAACAAAGAGGCCGUGCGGUGGAAGUUCGGUGGUCUUUUGACAAGUGCCAAGAGUCGACAGCAGGGGUGACCAUCAGUCGUGUUCUGCACACAUUGGAAGUGUUGGACCGACACUGUUUUGACCGAACCGAUUCCAGCAAUUCGAUGGAGACACUUUAUCAUAAGAUUUUCUGGGCCCACCAAAACAAAGAUAACCAAGAGGUCGCCCCCAACGAUGAAGCUGUGGUGACGCUCCUGUGUGAGUGGGCCGUGAGCUGCAAGCGGUCGGGCAAGCACAGGGCAAUGGCCGUGGCAAAGCUCUUGGAGAAGCGGCAAGCAGAAAUCGAGGCAGAGAGAUGUGGUGAAUCAGAGGUCUUAGAUGAGAAGGAGUCCAUUUCUUCAGCCUCUCUUGCUGGAUCUAGUUUGCCUGUUUUCCAGAAUGUUCUGCUAAGGUUUUUAGAUACACAGGCUCCCUCAUUGUCGGAUCCGAACAGCGAGUAUGAAAAGGUGGAGUUUGUGAACCUGGUGCUGCUCUUCUGCGAGUUCAUCCGACACGAUGUCUUCUCCCACGACGCCUACAUGUGCACCCUCAUAUCGCGAGGAGACCUGUCAGUCACCGCGUCCACGCAGCCGCGGUCGCCAGCAGGGGACAACGCGGACGAACACUACCCAAAGGACCACGAUGUGAAGAUGGAGGAACAAACUAUUAUGGCGCAUAUGGGCAUUGACUCAGGAACUACUAAUAUUUUUGAUGAAGUAGACAAGAGUGACUUUAAAACUGACUUUGGUUCGGAAUUUCCAAUUUUUUCUCCCAUGCCUGGAGAGUCCUGUGAGAAUGCCAGCCCUUCCUUGGGCAGAAGAAUGUCACUUAAUGGGGAGAAGUUGCUGAAGAGAGAAAAACCCAGGGAGUUAAUUUUUCCAUCUAAUUAUGACCUCCUGCGACACCUGCAGUAUGCAACGCAUUUUCCCAUACCUCUGGAUGAAUCUUCAAGUCAUGAAUGUAACCAGCGCACAAUCCUUCUUUAUGGAGUGGGCAAGGAGCGUGAUGAAGCACGGCAUCAGCUGAAGAAAAUUACCAAAGAUAUUUUGAAAAUCCUAAAUAAGAAGAGCAGCACCGAGACUGGGGUUGGAGAUGAAGGACAAAAAGCCAGGAAGAGCAAACAGGAAGCGUUUCCAACACUGGAGACUGUGUUCACAAAACUCCAACUCCUGUCGUAUUUUGAUCAGCAUCAAGUGACGUCUCAGAUCUCUAACAAUGUGCUGGAGCAGAUCACAAGCUUCGCAUCAGGGACCUCCUAUCACCUCCCUUUGGCUCACCAUAUUCAGCUCAUUUUUGAUCUCAUGGAGCCAGCACUGAACAUCAAUGGACUAAUUGACUUCGCAAUACAGCUACUAAAUGAACUGAGUGUUGUAGAAGCUGAACUGCUCCUGAAAUCCUCCAGCCUGGCAGGAAGUUACACGACGGGCCUGUGUGUCUGCAUCGUGGCCGUUCUUAGGCGGUACCACAGCUGUCUGAUCCUGAAUCCCGAUCAGACAGCCCAGGUGUUCGAAGGGCUGUGCGGUGUGGUGAAGCACGUCGCGAACCCCUCGGAGUGUUCUUCCCCCGAAAGAUGCAUCUUAGCCUACCUCUAUGACCUCUACGUGUCCUGUAGCCACCUCAGAAGUAAAUUUGGAGACCUCUUCAGUAGUGCCUGUUCAAAAGUUAAGCAAACCAUCUAUAAUAAUGUGAUGCCUGCAAAUUCUAACUUGCGAUGGGAUCCGGACUUCAUGAUGGAUUUUAUCGAGAAUCCUUCAGCCCGUAGCAUCAACUACUCAGUGCUGGGCAAGAUCCUUAGUGACAACGCGGCCAAUCGCUACAGCUUCGUCUGCAACACACUCAUGAAUGUGUGUAUGGGCCAUCAGGAUGCUGGAAGGAUUAAUGACAUAGCCAACUUCUCCUCUGAGCUGACAGCUUGCUGCACCGUCCUCAGUUCAGAGUGGCUGGGAGUCCUCAAGGCCCUCUGUUGUUCUUCAAAUCACGUGUGGGGGUUUAAUGAUGUACUUUGCACUGUAGAUGUGAGUGACCUUUCCUUCCAUGAUUCAUUAGCUACUUUCAUUGCUAUCCUGAUAGCACGACAGUGUUUCUCGCUGGAGGACGUCGUGCAGCACGUUGCCCUGCCCUCUCUCCUAGCAGCAGCUUGUGGAGAUGCGGAUGCCGAGCCUGGGGCAAGAAUGACAUGCCGACUCCUGCUUCAUCUCUUCCGAGCUCCCCAGGCCUGCUUAUUACCUCAAGCUACCGGGAAACCUUUCCCCGGAAUAAGAUCAUCUUGUGAUAGACACCUCUUGGCUGCUGCUCACAACAGUAUCGAAGUGGGAGCUGUGUUUGCUGUCUUAAAAGCAAUUAUGAUGCUUGGAGAUGCCAAAAUUGGCAAUAACAAUGUCAGCUCUUUAAAGAAUGACGACUUCACCAUGAGGGGUUUACGACGUGAUGGGAAUGCUGAUGACAUCUGGACUGCCUCACAACAUUCAAAGUCUUGUGGGAAAAGCAUUUCCAUAGAAACUGCCAAUUUAAGAGAAUAUGCUAGAUACGUACUGAGGACUAUCUGUCAACAGGAAUGGGUAGGAGAACAUUGCUUAAAAGAACCUGAAAGAUUAUGCACAGACAAAGAGCUUAUACUGGACCCUGUGCUUUCCAACAUGCAAGCGCAGAAGUUACUACAGCUUAUCUGCUAUCCUCAUGGCAUUAAAGAAUGUCCUGAGGGGGACAACUUGCAAAGACAGCACAUUAAGCGCAUCCUUCAGAAUCUAGAGCAGUGGACACUGAGGCAGUCCUGGCUAGAACUUCAGCUGAUGAUCAAACAGUGCUUGAAGGACCCUGGCUCUGGUUCGGUGGCCGAAAUGAACAACUUAUUGGACAAUAUUGCGAAGGCAACAAUAGAGGUGUUCCAGCAGUCUGCCGACUUGAACAACAACUCCUCCAGUUCGGGGAUGGGCCUCUUCAACCCGAACGGCGUCGGAAGUACGGAUGCAAGUAGCACAAGGCAGAAUGGGAUAAAGACUUUUCUAAGUUCCUCUGAACGCAGGGGCGUGUGGCUGGUGGCCCCCCUCAUUGCCAGGCUGCCGACCUCUGUGCAGGGCAGAGUGUUGAAAGCUGCUGGGGAGGAGCUCGAGAAGGGACAGCACUUGGGGUCUUCUUCAAAGAAGGAAAGAGACAGACAGAAACAGAAAAGUAUGUCUCUUUUGAGUCAACAACCAUUCCUCUCACUGGUCCUUACCUGCCUUAAGGGACAAGAUGAACAGCGAGAAGGCCUCCUGACCUCUCUCCAGAAUCAAGUUAAUCAGAUUUUAAGUAACUGGAGAGAAGAACGGUACCAGGACGACACCAAGGCCCGGCAGAUGAUGCACGAGGCCCUGCAGCUCCGUCUCAAUCUGGUGGGAGGGAUGUUUGACACGGUGCAGAGGAGCACGCAGUGGACCACAGACUGGGCCCUCCUCCUCCUCCAGAUCAUUACAUCCGGGACCGUCGACAUGCACACUAACAAUGAAUUGUUCACAACAGUUCUCGAUAUGUUGGGUGUUUUAAUCAAUGGAACCUUAGCCUCUGACCUGUCAAAUGCAUCCCCCGGGGGGUCUGAAGAGAACAAGCGUGCGUACAUGAAUCUGGUAAAGAAACUGAAGAAAGAGCUAGGAGACAAGCGAUCAGAAAGUAUCGACAAGGUUCGCCAGCUGCUGCCUUUGCCCAAGCAGACGUGUGACAUCAUCACGUGUGAGCCCAUGGGCUCCUUGAUCGACACGAAGGGAAACAAGAUCGCUGGAUUCGACUCCAUAGAUAAAAAGCAGGGCCUCCAGGUCUCCACGAAGCAGAAGGUGUCCCCGUGGGACUUGCUCGAGGGCCAGAAGAACCCCGCGCCCCUGUCCUGGGCCUGGUUCGGGACGGUCCGAGUGGACCGAAAGGUGAUCAAGUAUGAGGAGCAGCACCACCUCCUUUUGUAUCACACUCACCCCACGCCCAAGCCGCGCAGCUACUACCUCGAGCCGCUGCCCCUGCCCCCCGAGGAGGAGGAGGAGGAGCCCUCGUCUCCCGUCUCUCAGGAACCGGAGAGGAAAUCGGCCGAGCUGUCGGAUCAGGGGAAGACCACGGCAGAUGAAGAGAAGAAAACCAAGGGAAGGAAGCGCAAGACCAAGUCCAGCUCCAGAGCUGACGAGUAUCCACAGAGCAGCAUGUACAGGGCGCCUCCUAAUUACUCACCCGUUUCCUCCCAGAUGAUGCACCAUCCACAGUCCGCCCUUUGGGGCUACAACCUCAUGGGGCAGCCCCAGCAACCCGGCUUUUUCCUUCAGAACCAAUCUCUUACUCCAGGUGGCUCCCGACUGGACCCCGCAGGCUCCUUUGUCCCAACGAACACCAAGCAGGCUCUGUCGAACAUGCUCCAGCGGCGCUCGGGUGCCAUGAUGCAGCCGCCCUCCCUCCACGCCAUCACCUCGCAGCAGCAGUUGAUACAGAUGAGGCUUCUGCAGCAGCAGCAGCAGCAGCAGCAGCAGCGUCUCCUCAGGCAAGCCCAGACGCGACCCUUCCAACAGGGCCAGCCGGGGGACCAGGCUGCUCUCUUUGCUGCACAGGCGCGGCCUUCCCCUCAGCUCCCCCAGUACCCAGGGCUGCAGCAAGCACAGACCAUGCCCCAGGGCUACACGAUGUAUGGAACCCAGAUGCCUUUGCAGCAGACCCCACAGCAGCAGGCUGGCAGUGUGGUCCUGUCCCCGACCUAUAACUCCAGAACUUAUCCAGCCGCACAUUCCAACCCGGCGCUCAUGGAAAGACUCAGGCAGAUGCAGCAGCAGCCCAGCGGCUAUGUCCAGCAGCAGGCGUCGCCCUACCUGCAGCCCUUGACUGGCUCUCAGAGACUGAACCAUCAGUCGCUUCAGCAGAGCCCGCUGGUGGGCGGAGGAAUCGACGCGGUGUUGACUUCCACACACCCAAGCCUGCCCUCCGUGCCCCUGCCUCAGGACCCGAUGAGACCCAGACAGCCGCAGGUCCGGCAGCAGCAGAGGCUCCUCCAGAUGCAGCAGCCCCAGCAGCCCCCACAGCCCCCACAGAGUCAGACCCUCAGUCUCCAGGCCAUGCAGCCCCAGCAGCCCUUGUUCCCCAGGCCAGGCCUGCAGCAGACACAGCAGCAGCAGCAGACGGCAGCCCUGGUGCGGCAGCUCCAGAAGCAGCUUUCCAGUAACCAGCCACAGCAAGGAGUGGCUCCCUAUGGGCACCCUUCACACUUCUGACCCCAGAAGAGGACGAGACGUGAAGUUUGGUGUUUGCACUGAAAAACAGAAAAUCAAGUUUAAUGCAUUAGUCGUCUUUAGAAAUGUCCCUUGGUUCUUUUAUUUCUUUGAAGUUUUCCUACGUUUUAGGCUUCAUUUCAUACGAAGGUGUUUCAACAGAAAGUAAUGGAGGAGAUGGGGUUUGGUGGUGUUGCAUUCAACUCUGAAGUAGGUUUAACAAUGUGGAUCAUGAGGGCCUACUCCAGGAAGAGUGUGGUAGCAGACCUUUCGAAAUUGGUGCUUUUUUUUUUCAAUCUCAUAGUUAUAGAAAGAAUGAAUUAUGGUGGAUUUAACAUAUUUAUGUAUUCAUUAAUGAUGAAGAUUUAUUUUUGCAAACUGUGCCGGACCAAACUACUGAUUUGAAAGGCAUGUCCGAUCUUGACCCGGAAGUGACCCAUUUAUUCAGCAUUCACCUUUGAUGGUGAAAUGGACAUUGAUUCGCAUUGCUCUCAUUUGAAAUGUUUGUAAUUUCAUAAGCACUUUAUAAACUUUGUUCUUAUUUAUGUAGGGUUUUUCUUUGCUUUUGUUGUGGUCAAAAGGUGCUGAAACAGAUUGUUGCUUAGUCCUUAAGCUUCUUAGACCAAGAACUUAAACCAGGGCUUCCAUGAGAGUCACCCCAAGGUGUGUGGAAGCCUGUUAGAAGUAGCCGCGCUUGAAUUUGGUGUCCGUGGCAAGGUCAUUGGCCAGAGUCUUUGUGAAGGUAGAACGAGUAAAUUUUAAAGGCCCGAGCGAAUCACAGUGGAAUUGUUCCAAUUAUUUAUUGCCAGAUUUGGCAAAAAUGACUCUGUCCAGUUUGGGUUCUCCUGAACCUUAUGCCAACUGAGAAAAAAAAAUCUCGCAGCUGGCCUCAGAUUGCACAGCGCUCAACCUUGACACGGUUCCCAGAGAAUCUGGCCCCCAAGUCCAGAAGCCUCUGGCUUUCAUAAGAGAUGUAUUUGCUGUUUAUUUUGUAUGGUAAGUAUUUGCUAUUUUGAACUUAAUUAUUAAUGUUGGUGUCAGUCUUGGUUGUGUAUUGCAUAUACUGUAUUUAUAAAUUGGUGCAAAAAGCACAAGUAAAGUAAAUUAUACAUCAAAUUUAUUAUAAAGAAAUAGUAACUAUUUUAACUUUGUUCAAGUAUGUGGUAAUUUGCUCCUAUUAGAGUAAAAAAUACAGUAAAUUAUUAUCAGUUUGUGGAACUUAAGAGUAUUCCAUAUAAUAUUUUUUUAGAUUUAGAUGCAUAAAAUUUUGAAUGUGAGAAUUGCAGGGCAUUUUAAAACAUAUGUGGGGGAUAUUUUCCCAUGUUCUGUGUUAAUUCAUUUUCUUUUGCCAUAUGAUUUUCCAUGUAAUGUAGUCAAGCAUACUGUGAAUAGAUUUGUCUAUAAUGAGCAACCAUGUAGAACUCCUUUUUUUAAAUGUAGCUAGUACAACUUCAGUAGAUCACUUCUUUUGCAAAUCAUUAUAUAAAUAAUUUAUAUCUUCCUAGGUGAGUUACUCAUUGCAAAGUUUGACUCAUGCAAACGACCUCAGAUACACGUCCGCUUACUUUGCUGUGGCAGCAUCCGUGUGAACCGCUUUGUACACUGUGAAACUCUUUCCCUCCAGCCUGCUCAUUUCGUGUUUACUCUGGGCUGGAAACGACUUUGCCAAAACAUUAAAGACCAUCCUUUUCACUAAAUUACUAUAUUCUAUCUGCUUUCAGAAGAUGAAUCUUUACAUUUCAGCUGGUUUUGUAUGUCAGAUUUUUUUCCCUCUUGAGAAUCAUACUUAGAGUUCAUGAAGUUAUUUUUCUUCAAAGUAAUAUAUUCAUAUAAGGACUGCCUUGGCAAAACCACCGAAAUGUGAAUGUCGUGCCUAGUGAGUCGUGUUCUCUCCUGAUUGUUUUCUUUCUUUUCAAGAGUUAUUGGCAUUUAAAAUGCCACUUUUCAGUUUGAGCCAUAUAUUUUUGUAGCUCAAUAUUGCAAACAGCAGUAAUACUGUUUCCAGAAUGAGUGUUAUAAUUGCAUAGCAUUUAUAUGCACUUUAUAUUUUGCAGAAGUUAGUGAAAUUAAUUUAUUAAUCAUUUUGCACAUGAAAGCUGUGGGGUAUACUUUUUCUGUUGUCUUUUUCCUUUAGUUGAGGAAGCAAAGUCAUGGUAAGGCCCUAUAAUUUAACGAUUCUAUGGAAAGUGAGGAAAAACCUAAAGCUGGUUUUCCCCUGUGCAUUAUAAAGAGAACAACUGGAAUUUUUAAUCUAGUCCUAUCAUGUUUCCUCCGACUUAAUCCUCUAUCCUGAGAGGAUUCUUUUUUAGCAAAUGCAUUAAUUCAUAUUAAGAUGAUCACAGGGAAAGCCCUAUCCUUUGGCAGACCUGGUAAUUUGCUCGAUGAGAUAGAAAGGAAGUCAUCAUCGGAGAAAAUGGAGACCCCAGAUACCCUUAAAGAUAAGGCUUUGAAGUCAGUGCAGCUCGAUGUAAGAAGCCCUAGGCACCCUAUUUGCACUGCAGGCUCAUUCCUAACGGGGGUUACAUUUGUCAUUUUAUUCACGCCUCUUGGCCCAGAAGUAAGUCCCCCCCUCAGGUGGGGCCAGCUGAAAGUUGGUGUGAUGGAAAUGAUGCAGCGAGCUCCCAGGAUGUUUCAGAUAGUUAACUGGGAGGGGCUGACCUAGCCAUUGGUUUUGUGUGCUGAAUUAUCCGAGCAAGACCUUUGGCAAGUUCUUCUUCUUUUCUGCUUAUUAAAGCUCCUAUAAUUAUUCUUAAAUAAUAGGUGAAUAUUCGAGUAGAUGCUGGAGAAAUUACACUGGAAAAUCUUCCCAGCUGCUAGAAUUAGAAAAGAUCAAUCUUAAUGUCCCCCAGAUUAAUUCAGGUUGAAUUAAGCAUGUAAUAUAAAUAAAUUCAGUGAAUUAACAAAAAGCAUUUUCUGUAGGGUUGACCAAAUUAAGUACAGUGAAACUUCAUUACAUGUAUUAGAUCUAGAUUUUCUCAAACAUUUUCCUGCCACAUAGAGGAUUGUCACAAUGAAAUAAACGCUCAUAAAGCAAUGGUUCCUCCUCAGAAAACUCUCCUUGUAAACAGUUCUAAACCCAGGGGUGCCUGAAAUAGGUUUUGAAGUUAUAAGGAAGUUUCAUUGUAUUUUUAAAACCUUUUCCAUGGGUUUAUUUGGACAAAAGGUAAUCAACCCCCUUUCCAGACUUUAUGAUGUGCAGGGAUUAAGUUGCUUUUUACACGUGAAAAAGUUAGCCUGCAUUGAUUUUUAAAUGCAGUCACUAAAACGUUUUUGUAUUCCCCAUCAGUGAAAAUUGUCAGUGUGCUCAAAAUGGUGAAUCGUAAUCAAAACAGCUCAGUGCUUGUUUUCUGUAGGUUUUAGUAAAUUAUUUAUAAACCAACCACAAAAUAUUUAUACAUCGAGAUGGCAAAUUUACAUUGAGACUGCACAUUUAAUUUUUUUUGUGUCUCUGUCCUCAGCGCCAAGCUUGUAACCUUGGUAGUAGGUGGACACUAGGCACCUGGCAGUGGAGGAAGGGUCCGCUCUAGUGGGCAGCGCGGGUACCUUGGUGUUUGCUAGCUUACGGUGGACAGUCUCCCUUCACCUUCAUUGUUAUUUGUUGGCAAAAUAAAAGUGCCUUAAGUUAAAAAGUUUGUUUUGAGAUCCAUUAAAGAAAUCAGUAUCAGUUCAUAAUGCAUUUAUUUACAAGUCUUUUUUUUUUUUUUUGCAUGUCCAUUAUAAAUUUAAUACUGUAAAUGUAUUCAAAUUCAUUUACAUGCCUAUGGCUGCCUUUGAUUAAACUUCUUCCAAAAAAUAAA
Messenger RNA from Equus caballus (horse), 10378 nucleotides. It is a transcript of the gene MED12L, whose product is annotated as mediator complex subunit 12L. NCBI's taxonomy places the organism in Eukaryota, Metazoa, Chordata, Mammalia, Perissodactyla, Equidae. Gene Ontology annotation, biological process: regulation of transcription by RNA polymerase II. Gene Ontology annotation, molecular function: transcription coregulator activity; beta-catenin binding. Gene Ontology annotation, cellular component: mediator complex. The record is from RefSeq and is a predicted model, not a curated record.